GCCCAAUGCAUCUGCGUUCAUUGCAUUGACUUCCGUAAGGAAGCCUUGAAUUUUGAACAGUCAUGUUCUAUGUUAAGAUAGUUGUUGUUUGAAGAUGGAAUUCCUCUAGAGGAGGUUGAGGCGAUGGAGCGCACGACGACGCGAACAGGAAACUCGUUAGGAGGGGGUAGCGGCGACAGCACCGUUUCCAUAUGGGCUCCUGCGACGCAGUACGUCGGCCGACCCGUCGGCUGUAGUGGGGAAGCUGAGGGUAGGAGAUAGAGGAAGCAGUGGGAGGAAAAGGUAUCAAUGAUGACGGUCGGUCCGUGUAAGUGGCACGGGGUAAGCUCAAACAGCUGCGGCAUAAAUUUGCAAUAGAGAGAACUGGCUGAUCACCAGUAACUCUUUUGCCAAAUUCCAGCUAUUCGACUAUUACGGAGACUACAAAGUCUACGUCUUAAAAUUUACAUAAACAACAGCAAGAGACAACUGUUUACACAGAUUAGCUGUUUUCGCAGUCUCUUUCUCUUCCCUCUCGACAAUACUCCGCUAUGAAGCCCGUCCUCGCACUUCCUCUUACUCAAGAACUGUUCCAGUCAUACGGAACAGUGUUGGAUGUCUCAAGAGAUGAUGUUACUGUUAUAACUGCCAACAAAGGAAGUGCUCGAAAAUACCUCGGCGUGUCUGAAGCUCUCAACGACUACAGCCAGGCGUCUGUUCCUCACUGUACUGGUCGUUGGAACUUGUUCCAAAGUAAACCAACGGUACCAAUUGUUCCAGCUGGUCAGAUCAUGAUUCGUGUUGAUACAUUGGAACGGCAUCCAUACACGACCCAAACAUUUACUCCUAUGGGUAGAAGCGCGGACGAGCCCGCCUACCUGGUCGUCGUGGCCCCAAACGCCGACGAUGAUGGUCCUGAUUGGACGAAUUUGAAAGUAUUCAUUGCCUUCGGGACACAGGCAAUUACUUACGAUGCCAACGUAUGGCACUCGCCCAUGCUGACAAUCGGGAAGCCAACUGUGCUAACAGCUUUUAACUACGAAAAUGGCAUUAUGCAGGACGACUGCCAGGUAAAGACUACAAGCACUCCUGUCCCCGUCGUUACUAGUAACGAGUUGGAGGCUGCAAUCGAGUCUGCUAGCAAGUAACUGGCUCAUUCAUCUAGCCCAGACUAGACUCGCUUUUUCUCGCUAAAAUGUCGGUUGUGAGUUAACAACCGAGACAGUAGCGACUCGUCUCCUUUAGACGUGGUGGUGAGGAAAAGUUCAAGGGACUACCGACGACUGCGAUUUUCCUCUGAGAAGCAAACUCAUUUCCAAACCGUUCGAGU
This is a messenger RNA of Schizosaccharomyces japonicus yFS275, 1309 nucleotides long. Its product is annotated as ureidoglycolate hydrolase. The transcript has a single exon. Lineage: Eukaryota; Fungi; Ascomycota; Schizosaccharomycetes; Schizosaccharomycetales; Schizosaccharomycetaceae. Gene Ontology annotation, molecular function: ureidoglycolate lyase activity. The record is from RefSeq and is a predicted model, not a curated record. The coding region runs from base 531 to 1127 and encodes 198 amino acids. Gene Ontology annotation, biological process: allantoin catabolic process.